CAACUGUGCUAAGGUGAGACACGUUUUCUAACUUCUGGUAAGACUGAGAAAUUAAGCAAUAGUACUUUCUGAAACGAUCAAGAAGAAAAAUGUCAGUGACACUGCAUACAGAUGUAAGUGAUAUUAAAAUAGAAGUUUUCUGUGAGAGAACACCCAAAACUUGUGAGAAUUUUUUGGCUCUUUGUGCCAGUAAUUACUACAAUGGCUGUAUAUUUCAUAGAAAUAUCAAGGGUUUCAUGGUUCAAACAGGAGAUCCGACAGGUACCGGAAGAGGAGGUAACAGUAUCUGGGGCAAGAAAUUUGAGGAUGAAUAUAGUGAAUAUCUCAAGCACAAUGUUAGAGGUGUUGUAUCUAUGGCUAAUAACGGGCCAAACACCAAUGGAUCUCAGUUCUUCAUCACCUAUGGCAAGCAGCCACAUUUGGACAUGAAAUACACAGUAUUUGGAAAGGUAAUAGAUGGUCUGGAGACUCUGGAUGAAUUGGAGAAGUUACCAGUAAAUGAGAAGACCUAUCGACCUCUUAAUGAUGUACACAUUAAGGACAUAACUAUUCAUGCCAAUCCAUUUGCACAAUAGCUAUAAUCUGGAAAAAUAUUUGGCAGACUAUUCAAGGAACACACCUAUUGUGCUUUACCCAGUUUUAACUAUGUUGAAAGAUUACAUCAUCCUUCUGCCUGUUUAUAGCUAAGAUCUUCUAUGAGUUGGUGGUACCGUGGGGGCCCGAACAGCUUUUAUUCCCAUUAUUAAAGCAUAUUUUUUACUAUAACUGUUAUCUAAUAUAUUUAAGUUUAAUUUUUUAAAAACUCUUCUAAUUUUUUGUUACAUAUAAACAUUCAUUUUUAAAUGCUGUCUCAAAUCCAGGCAUUUUUGAGCACUCUAAUUACAUAUUCCUGCCAUAUCUAGUCCAUAUCCUAGAAGUAGUCUUUUCCAUUAAUUAGUCACUUUGUACAGUUAAGAGUAAGGACAAGAUAGAGAUGAUCUAGAAAAGCCAGCCAAUCCAUUUUGCUGUUUUCUGUAGUCUUUAGAUUUACAGUAAAGGCUCAGAGAAGUCCUAGUUUACAGUAAGCACUCAGAAUUUCCCAACUCAUUUGCCCAUGGAACAUUUUUGAAAGCUUAUCAUUUACAGUAUUGCAGGACAGAAUACUACAGGUGAUCCAUUUGGAAAAUGCAAUUAGUUGGUUAAGAGCACCAGUUGUAGAGUCCUGGAUUGUGUUUGAAUCACAGCUCUACCUCCUACUAGUAACUUUAGGCAGGUUAACAUCUCCCAAGUUUUCUCAUCCCUAAAGACUCAUCCCCCUCAUAAGACUAUUAGGAGAAUUAAAUGAAACAAUGUGUGUAAAGCUUCUGACAUGUGUAAGUGUUCUGUAGUGAGUAAAUGGAAGUAGCUCUCCUAACCUUUCUCUCCAUCACAGGGCUCUCACCGAAUCAGGCCUCAUCAUUUAUCAGGCGAUACCACUGAUCUCAUCAAGAACCAUAUUCUUCAAUCUGUUUUGAUCACCUUGGUUAGAUUUUGGGUAUUUCUUGGUUUGUAUCAUUUCUGUAGAUAGCUGAUCGAAAUAAUAUUUUCUUUCUUAACUACAAUUUGGAUGUUAGCUUGCAAUAUCCUCUUAUUACCAUCUAUACCUUCUACUAAACUGAUGUGCUAAUUAUACUAAUAUCCUCA
This is a messenger RNA of Leptonychotes weddellii (Weddell seal), 1662 nucleotides long. The record is from RefSeq and is a predicted model, not a curated record. Lineage: Eukaryota; Metazoa; Chordata; Mammalia; Carnivora; Phocidae.